Talpa occidentalis (Iberian mole) is the source of this 4422-nucleotide messenger RNA. RefSeq names its product tudor and KH domain containing (gene TDRKH). The transcript is spliced from 15 exons. Lineage: Eukaryota; Metazoa; Chordata; Mammalia; Eulipotyphla; Talpidae. Gene Ontology annotation, biological process: spermatogenesis. Gene Ontology annotation, molecular function: RNA binding. The coding region runs from base 211 to 1884 and encodes 557 amino acids. The record is from RefSeq and is a predicted model, not a curated record.
CAGUCGCCGCGCGACGGGGAGGAGGCGACGGCCGCUGGAGUGAGGUGCGAGGCGGAGCGCGCGACGCCCAGUCAAGGAGCGCUUCUUGGAAUGAGACUUCUGUGCUGUGUCUUCUCCUUUUCCUCAUCAAUCUUCCUGAAAGACUUUUGGAGAAAGCACGCUUAGAGCCGGAGUUUUAUGACCAAGAUGUAAGUCAGAGCACAACAGAAAAUGUCCACUGAACGGACUUCCUGGACAAAUUUGUCCACUCUUCAGAAAAUAGCACUGGGCCUCGGGAUCCCAGCAAGUGCAACAGUUGCCUAUAUCUUAUACCGCAGAUACAGGGAAAGUAGAGAAGAGCGGCUGACAUUUGUUGGGGAGGACGACAUCGAGAUAGAGAUGCGAGUUCCACAGGAGGCUGUGAAGCUCAUCAUUGGCCGACAGGGAGCCAAUAUUAAACAGCUGCGGAAACAGACAGGUGCUCGGAUUGAUGUGGACACAGAGGAUAUAGGCGAUGAGCGGGUGCUGCUUAUCAGUGGUUUUCCUGUUCAGGUGUGCAAGGCCAAAGCAGCAAUCCAUCAGAUCCUGACAGAGAACACCCCAGUGUCUGAGCAGCUCUCAGUUCCCCAGAGAUCCGUGGGCAGAAUCAUAGGAAGAGGCGGCGAGACAAUUCGCUCUAUCUGUAAAGCUUCUGGAGCCAAAAUUACUUGUGAUAAAGAAUCAGAGGGGACAUUACUACUAUCAAGACUUAUAAAAAUCUCAGGAACACAAAAGGAAGUGGCAGCAGCCAAGCAUUUGAUCCUGGAGAAAGUUUCAGAAGAUGAAGAACUUCGGAAGAGAAUUGCUCAUUCUGCAGAAACCAGAGUCCCACGCAAGCAACCAAUCAGUGUAAGAAGAGAGGAAGUGACAGAGCCAGGUAGAGCUGGAGAGCCAGCUUUCUGGAAAAGCAUGGAGCCAGUCUCACCACCGACAGCUCCGCCUCGCACAGGAGGUGGCGACAUGGCUAUUGUCAGGCCAGAGGAAGGUUCCUGGGAGAAACCUAGUGGUGACAACUUUCAAAAGUCUGGAGACCAGGCCAGUCCAGAGAUGUCCAUGUUUGAAAUCCCCAGUCCUGACUUCAGUUUCCAUGCUGACGAGUUCCUGGAAGUCUAUGUCUCUGCCUCUGAACAUCCUAACCACUUCUGGAUCCAAAUCAUUGGCUCCCGCAGUCUGCAACUGGAUAAGCUUGUCAAUGAAAUGACCCAACACUAUGAGAAUAGUCUGCCUGAAGACUUGCCUGUGAAUGUAGGAGAUAUUGUAGCAGCACCUUUACCUACAAAUGGUUCCUGGUAUCGAGCCCGCGUCCUUGGCACCUUGGAGAAUGGGAACCUGGACCUCUACUUUGUUGACUUUGGAGAUAAUGGAGAAUGCCCAGUGGGAGACCUCAGGGCACUCAGGAGUGACUUCCUAAGCCUUCCAUUUCAAGCAAUAGAAUGUAGCCUGGCACGGAUUGCCCCAUCAGGUGAACAAUGGGAAGAGGCGGCCUUGGAUGAGUUUGACAGACUCACUCACUGUGCUGACUGGAAGCCCCUAGUGGCCAAGAUCUCUAGCUAUGUCCAGGCUGGGGCCUCAACUUGGCCCAAGAUCUACCUCUAUGAUACUAGCAAUGGGAAGAAACUUGAUAUUGGGUUAGAAUUAGUUCGUAAAGGAUAUGCAAUUGAGCUUCCUGAAGACAUGGAAGAAAACAAAGCUGUCCCAGACAUGUUGCCAGAUAUGGCCACAGAAACAGAUCUCUCUCUCAACAGCAUGCUCACUGAGACCAAGAAGAGUCCUGGAGAGAUAGCAAAUACUCUGUCCUGCCUCAGUUUGUCAGAAGCCACCUCUAUGUCUGGUGAUGAUAACCUUGAAGAUGACUACUUACUCUGAAGUCGGCUUCAGCUGCCUCAGAUCUGCUUUGCUGUGAUUUGGUGCCUGAAGAGAGAAGCCAAGCCCAUGAUAGAGAUCUAUGCAGUCCUUCCUUUAAUACACACAUGAUCUGGCUCACUGUGGACCAAAUGCAUUCUUUUUACUGGACUACCAGAAAGCUUGUGGGGUAGAGGGAGACAAAUACAUGCACCUGCUGCUCCACCCCACCCCCAGUGUUUGAAUUCUGCUGCGUUAUGUUGCUCUGCACCUGGCUCGUUCCUGCUGCCGGUCACAGUGCUCCCUGUGCCUGGGCUGUGUCCUUGUUGAGGCUGGGAAAUAGUCAGGGGGUUGGUCAUUAGAAGUAAUGAUUCUGCAGACUCCUGACUGACCUCAUCAGGUGACUCUGGUUAAGUUUUUGAUGACCUCAUAGACUGCAAUUGUUUCAGGAUAUAAGGGCAGAAAUCAGUAUAAUUAUAUUAAAAAGCUUUAGGUAGUGGGAAGAGAAGACUGUCUCCCAGCCUCAACUACUGAGCUGCUUUUGGAAACAGUGCUCCAGCUGUUUAACUGAAACUUUGGUUAAAAUACAAGUAAACAAGGAGAGGCGGCUCAGGAAAUACUCUAAACUGCUGUGCUAGUAUAAACUCUCAUAUAUAUGUACACACAGACUCAGAACAUAGCUAUUUCAGUCUUUGCUGAAUAAAGUUCUCAAGAAAAUUAUCUAAAACUAAACCCUAGUUGAGUCACAAAGUAGAAGCAGGCAUGUGGGUAUCAUCUAAACCUAAUGCUGGUGAAAACUGCCAAAUACAUCACAGAGAGGGGCCCAUCAAUACACAUAUCUCCCAUGCACAGAUCAUACUCUUUCCCUAGAGUCACUUCAGAAGUAGUCAUCACUGAUUUAGGCUUGUAAAUAAAUCCCCACCCAAACUAUUUGGAAGAAAAGGCCUGAAUCAGGAUUCUGCAAAAUCUGCAUUCUCAGUAGCUGUCAACCUACUGUCUUUAGGGAGCUAAUUUGCAUACAGCAUUUUGCCAUUUCUGACUUGGGUGAGAACUAUAAAGGUACUUAAAAUUAUUAUGAAUGUAUACUAAUAUGGGUGGUAGAAUAAUGGCAAAUUAAGGAUCAACAAGGUAAACUAGAAAACAAGGGUUUUUUUAAAUCUUGGAAUUGGUUGUGCCCAUAACUAUAUUACCAUAGUCCAUAAUUUUCAAAAUUCAGAAAUCUCAAAAAAAUCUCAGUAUAGAAUAGAAUAGUUCUAAGUGGUAUAGAAUAGUUCUAAGUGGAGGAGGAGUGGCUUAUGUAGACUUGGAGGAAGCAGUAAGGACUGCCAUUGAUCAGACAUUAGCUGCCGUGAGGUGGACUCGGCCUUGACUAGGAGUUAUACUGCAACAGUCUCCAGCCCCUUAAAUUUCUUUGGAAAAGAAUGUCUCAUUCCAGCCUGCAGUUUGUUUCCAUGCUCAGGUACGUUCAUUUAAUACGGCCUUUAAUCCCAUCAGUGUACCUCCCAUGUAUGGGUCCCCACUUCCCAUACAACCUUGUGCUUUUCUGCUGCCUUAGAAUGCGCUCUUCGGCACUUCCUAAUAUAGCUUAUCUGUUGACAUCCUGCCCUUCAGUCAUAGCCACAGGAGUCAUAGUACUUUGAUUUCCAAAGAACUGAAAUAGGUGGAUGAAAAUGUCCCAACAAGGCUUAAGCCUUGCCAAAUUUCCUAGUACUUGGUUCUUGCACCAGGGAGAUGCUCAGUAAAUGGUUAAAAUAUGUGGGAAAAUGGUUUUGAAAUCUUGGUUCCCUGCCCUUUCUGGCUUAGGUACCUUUGGUCUUUGCAGUCGUGAAAUACUGAUCUUAGUGAAUUCAGCUCUGUAAGGCUAAUGCCCCACUCCAGCCAGCCCCCCAACACACACAAGACACAGUGCACACUUGAGGAUUGCACUACCCUUUAUUCCUAGGAUGGAAGGUGUUACCAGUCACAUCCUGGUUCCAUGGUUUCCACUUAUCAAGGUUCCCAGCCCCUCAUAGAGUAGGAAUAAGCAUGUUCAGGGAGGCUCGCUGGGCAGGUGGCCAAGGUCCCUUUCAAGGGGAUACACCAUAAAGAUGACAUUGUCCCAAGGAGGGAGAGCGGGGUGAUCUGGUCUGACCACCUCAAAGCCCAUGUAGCUGAAGGCCCUUAGCAGGGCACCUGUGAAGAAAGAGAAGUUAGAGCAUCCUUUAAAGCUUAGUGCAUCUGUUCACCCCGGUAUUUGAUUUCUCCCACUAGGGUAUGGCUGAAGGCAGCAGUGAGAUAUGAGCAUUAGGAUGAUAUGCUUUGGAAUCUAACAGACCUAGACACUGGUUGUAGGCUUAAAACUUAACUUUGUAAUGGUCACUACUCAAGAGUAAUGCAUAGUUAAUGCAUUGUAAUGUAGGUUACCUUUGUGAACUUGUUUGAUUUGUAACUUUAUAAAAUGGAGAUCACGGAACCUUCCUCUCAGAAUUUGAGAUUAAAUGAAGUGCUUAACAUGGUACAGUGAACAUGUGACCGUUCUUUGGCUUAUAUCCAAUAGAGUAUAUAAACUUGAAGGAGAAAGAA